UGGAGUUUCAUGGAGUAAUGAGAUUCUACUUUCAAGACAAAGCGGCUGGGAAUUUUGCAACAAAAUGUAUCCGUGUCUCUAGCACCGCCACGACUCAAGAUGUGAUAGAAACUCUUGCCGAGAAGUUUCGACCGGACAUGCGGAUGUUGUCGUCCCCUAAGUACUCGCUUUACGAGGUGCACGUCAGCGGAGAAGAAAGAAGAUUAGAUGUAGAUGAGAAGCCUCUUGUUGUACAAUUAAACUGGAACAAAGAUGAUCGAGAGGGAAGAUUUGUUCUCAAGAAUGAAAAUGAUACCCUGCCCCCAAAGAAGGCUCAAAGUAAUGGCCCUGAAAAACAAGAAAAAGAAGGAGUAAUUCAGAACUUCAAGCGAACUCUCUCAAAAAAAGAGAAGAAAGAAAAAAAGAGGCGUGAAAAAGAGGCGUUGCGACAAGCAUCAGAUAAAGACGAUAGACUUCUUCAUGGGGAUGAUAUUGAGAAUUCUCGCCUUGCAGCUGAGGUUUACAAAGAUAUGCCCGAGACCAGCUUCACCCGCACAAUAUCCAACCCCGAGGUGGUUAUGAAGCGGCGGCGACAGCAAAAGCUGGAGAAGAGAAUGCAGGAAUUUCGCAGUUCUGAUGGCAGACCAGACUCAGGUGGGACACUGAGAAUUUACGCAGACAGUUUAAAACCAAAUAUACCGUACAAGACAAUCCUGCUGUCCACUACGGAUACUGCGGACUUUGCAGUUAUUGAAGCACUGGAAAAAUAUGGUCUGGAGAAGGAAAAUCCCAAGGAUUAUUGUAUUGCUCGUGUCGUGUUGCCUCCUGGUGCUCAGCACUCUGACGAUAAAGGUGCUAAAGAGACCGUUCUUGAUGACGAGGAGUGUCCGCUGCAGAUAUUCAGGGAGUGGCCUAGUGAUAAAGGAAUACUAGUCUUUCAGUUGAAAAGGCGGCCUCCGGAUUACGUCUCAAAGAAAUCCAAGAAAAUAACGGAUGGAAAGCCAUUAAAGGGGAAGGAAAGAGUUGACGGGUCUGGCUAUGGCUCUUGCCUUCCUCCUGAGAAGCUACCCUACCUGGUAGAACUAAGCCCAGGGAGAAGGAAUCACUUUGCCUACUACAACUAUCACGCUUACGAAGAUGGUUCUGACUCCAGAGACAAGCCAAAGCUCUAUCGUCUACAGUUAAGUGUCACUGAAGUUGGAACUGAAAAAUUUGAUGACAAUUCCAUUCAGUUAUUUGGUCCAGGAAUUCAGCCUCAUCACUGUGACCUCACCAAUAUGGACGGAGUUGUGACUGUAACCCCGAGAAGCAUUGAUGCCGAAACCUACGUGGAAGGUCAGCGUAUCUCCGAAACCACCAUGCUGCAGAGCGGAAUGAAGGUUCAGUUUGGGUCAUCUCAUGUAUUUAAGUUUGUGGAUCCCACUCAAGACCAUAUUAUUCCAAAAAGACCAGUUGAUGCGAGUCUAAUGGUCAAAGGUCCAAGGCACAAAACUGGAGCUGUUCAGGAAACCACAUUUGAUCUGGAGGGAGAUGUUCACAGUGGAACAGCGUUACCAGCAAGCAAGAGCACCAGCAGGCUGGAUGGGGACAGGACGUCGUCGGCAUCCAGCACAGCCGAACGAGGGAUGGUGAAGCCGAUGAUUAGAAUAGAGCAGCAGCAGGAUUACCGCAGACAGGAGAGCAGAUCUCAGGAUACUCAUGGACCAGAACUGAUACUACCUGCCAGUAUUGAAUUCAGGGAAAGCUCUGAAGACGCCUUCUUGUCUGCCAUUAUAAAUUACACAAACAGCUCGACAGUGCAUUUUAAGCUGUCGCCCACGUACGUGCUGUAUAUGACGUGUCGGUAUGUAUUGUCAAGCCAGUACAGACCUGACAUCACUCCUGCCGAGCGCACUCACAAAGUCAUUGCAAUAGUCAACAAGAUGGUGAACAUGAUGGAAGGAGUUAUACAGAAACAGAAGAAUAUUGCUGGGGCGCUUGCCUUUUGGAUGGCAAAUGCAUCUGAAUUACUGAAUUUCAUAAAGCAGGAUCGAGAUCUGAGCCGAAUUACCGUGGAUGCGCAAGAUGUUUUGGCACACUUGGUUCAGAUGGCGUUCAAGUACCUGGUUCAUUGUCUGCAGUCAGAGCUUAAUAACUACAUGCCAGCGUUCCUUGAUGAUCCAGAGGAAAAUAAUCCUCAGAGGCCCAAAAUAGAUGACGUGCUGCACACGUUGACCGGAGCCAUGUCCCUCUUGAGACGAUGCAGAGUGAACGCUGCUCUGACCAUACAGCUCUUCUCCCAGCUGUUUCAUUUUAUCAACAUGUGGCUUUUUAACAGACUAGUUACGGCCCCGGAUUCGGGGUUGUGUUCACACUACUGGGGAGCUAUUGUUCGUCAGCAGCUGGGCCAUAUUGAAGCCUGGGCAGAAAAACAGGGUUUAGAAUUGGCUGCCGAUUGCCACCUGAGCAGAAUAGUGCAGGCAACCACAUUGCUCACCAUGGACAAAUACUCGCAUGCAGAUGUUCCAAAUAUUAACAGUACUUGCUUUAAGCUGAAUUCUCUGCAGCUGCAAGCUUUGUUGCAGAAUUAUCACUGUGCUCCAGAUGAACCACUCAUCCCAACAGAAUUGAUAGAGAAUGUAGUCACUGUUGCAGAAAAUACGGCUGAUGAACUUGCUCGCAGCGAUGGCCGAGAAGUCCAGCUGGAAGAGGAUCCCGACUUACAGCUACCUUUUCUUUUACCAGAAGAUGGCUAUUCCUGCGAUGUUGUCAGAAAUGUGCCAAGUGGUUUACAAGAGUUUUUAGAUCCACUCUGUCAGAGAGGUUUUUGCAGACUAACACCUCACCCACGGUCACCAGGCACGUGGACAAUAUACUUUGAAGGUGCAGACUACGAAAGUCACCUGUCCCAUGAGAACGCUGAGCUAGCUCAGCCUUUGAGGAAAGAACCUGAAAUUAUCACGGUAACACUGAAAAAACAAAACGGAAUGGGCCUGAGCAUUGUUGCUGCCAAGGGUGCUGGUCAAGACAAACUUGGGAUCUACGUCAAGUCCGUUGUGAAGGGCGGCGCCGCGGAUGUGGAUGGUCGUCUGGCUGCAGGGGAUCAGCUGCUCAGUGUGGAUGGUCGGAGCUUGGUGGGCCUGUCCCAGGAGAGGGCAGCAGAACUUAUGACUAGGACAGGUUCCGUAGUAACACUAGAAGUAGCAAAACAAGGAGCAAUUUACCAUGGUCUGGCAACCCUGCUUAAUCAGCCAUCCCCAAUGAUGCAAAGAGUUUCUGACCGCCGUGGCUCAGGUAAACCCCGACCAAAGAGUGAAGGCUUCGAGCUGUAUAACAACUCCACUCAGAACGGGUCCCCCGAGAGCCCGCAGCUGCCGUGGACGGAGUACAGCGAACCCAAGAAGCUGCCGGGGGAUGAGAGGCUAAUGAAGAACAGAGCCGAUCAUCGCUCCAGCCCCAACGUAGCAAAUCAGCCUCCAAGCCCGGGGGGAAAGAAUGCUUAUGCAUCUGGAACUACCACCAAAAUAACCUCAGUCUCUACUGGAAAUCUCUGUACAGAGGAAGAGACUCUGCCUCCACGACCUGAAGCUUACCCCAUCCCGACACAGACCUACACUAGAGAAUAUUUCACGUUCCCAGCUUCAAAGUCCCAGGAUCGAAUGGGUCCGGCUCAGAGCCAGUGGCCAAAUUAUGAAGAAAAACCGCAGGUCCCGGCAGAAAGUAAUCAUUCGCUCAAUACUACGAUGCAGCGUGUGGCUCGUUCCCAGGAAGAGCUCCGCGAUAAAGCUUUCCAGCCAGAGAGGAAUCGUUUGGAAGUCGUCAUACGGAAGGACGCGGAGUACAUCGAUCGGAAGUCGGACAGCGACCAGUGGAUGAACUCGUCUGUGGAUUCCAGCACGUCCAGCCAGGAGCACCUGAACCAUUCGUCCAAACCGGUCUCGCCUGGUUCUUGUUUAGCUAAAAGUGGACCUGGCCGUUGGAAAACCCCAGCUGCUAGCCAGCCAACUCCAGUGGCCAUUUCCCAGCCCAUCAGGACAGAGCUUCCCCCUCCGCCGCCGCCUCCUCCGGUGCAUUAUGCAGCUGAGUUCGAUGAGCUGCAGAUGGAUCUGCCUCUGCCUCCCCCUCCUCCUCCGAGUCAGGUAGGAGCACAAGCGUCCUCCCAGGUGGCUGCUGCGGAGCGUAAGAAAAGAGAAGAGCAUCAGAGGUGGUAUGAAAAGGAGAAGGCACGUCUGGAAGAAGAACGAGAGAGGAAACGUCGCGAGCAAGAGAGAAAGCUGGGCCAGAUGCGUUCUCAGCCGCUAAUUCCCGCUCAGCCCGUGGUUCCUCCUGUUUCCCUUCAACAAGUGAAAUCGGAAAAGCCUUCAACUUUGCAGAGGCCUCAAGAAACGGUCAUUCGAGAGCUGCAGCCGCAGCAGCAGCCUCGGACUAUUGAGCGGAGGGAUCUGCAGUACAUCACGAUCAGCAAGGAAGAGCUGUCCUCUAGCGACAGCCUCUCCCCGGACCCCUGGAAGCGGGACGCCAAGGAGAAGCUGGAGAAGCAGCAGCAGAUGCACAUCGUGGACAUGCUGAGUAAAGAGAUUCAGGAGCUUCAGAACAAGCCCGAUCGUACGGCGGAAGAAAAUGACCGCCUGCGCAAACUCAUGCUGGAGUGGCAGUUCCAAAAGCGGCUGCAAGAAUCGAAGCAGAAGGAUGAAGAUGAUGAUGAAGAGGAGGACGAUGACGUGGAUACGAUGCUCAUCAUGCAGCGACUGGAGGCAGAACGGAGAGCGAGGCUUGGACCUGAGCACAGACACUGGAUGCGUGCGGUUCCCAGGGACCAGCGAGCUGAACGGAGGUUCCACUGCGGUGGUCUCCUCCAAGCAGUGAGUAAAGAGAUUCAGGAGCUUCAGAACAAGCCCGAUCGUACGGCGGAAGAAAAUGACCGCCUGCGCAAACUCAUGCUGGAGUGGCAGUUCCAAAAGCGGCUGCAAGAAUCGAAGCAGAAGGAUGAAGAUGAUGAUGAAGAGGAGGACGAUGACGUGGAUACGAUGCUCAUCAUGCAGCGACUGGAGGCAGAACGGAGAGCGAGGACAUUCCCCUUGGAUAAAGGGAUUGUGCCAUGUCGCUGGAGUGGGAUUAGUAGGUUAAAUAUGGCGGGAGUUUGCUUGUGGGAAGUAUAUCUGCCUCUAAGUGUUCUUAUUUACAGCUUGGACCUGAGCACAGACACUGGAUGCGUGCGGUUCCCAGGGACCAGCGAGCUGAACGGAGGUUCCACUGCGGUUGUCUCCUCCAAGCAGUGGCUGGGGCGUAAGGCGGCCGCUACCCCUGCCUCUGCCACCCCUCGCAGCGCCGAGCCGCGGGGUUUGGCUGCGCCCUGCCAAGGGCUCCAGCUCGUACGGACCUGGAUUUUGCGUGGUGUCCAGUUUGAUCAGUGUCCCAGUCCCACCAGGUUUGCUUACCUUGGCUUCAGCGCUGUCAAAGCUCGUAAUACAGCGAAGAAGAGAACGCAGCUGACCAGCGCGAGGCGGCAGGAAGAGGAGUAUUACAGUCGCUUAGAGGCGGAAAGGCGCCGGCAGCACGACGAAGCAGAGCGAAGAUUGCUGGAACCUGACGAGCCUGGUCUGUACAGACCUCCGCUUCCACGGGAAUAUGAACUCCCAUCCCCAACCCCUUCAUCUAACGCUCCUCCUCCCCCACCUCAGCGAAACACCUCUUACCUCAAAACACAGGUCCUCUCCCCUGACACGAUUUAUACUGCCAAGUUUGUUGCAUACAAUGAUGAUGAUGAGGAGGAGGAGGAUUCCAAUCUAGCAGGAAUAAACUCAUACACUGGAUCUACAGGAGCAGCCGUUGGGGCCCAUGACGUUUAUCGGGAUCCAAGAGACAAAAGAUCUAAAAGUCAAGAUACAGAUUUACCUGGAGCACCAGAAAACUUGACGUUCAGGGAACGCCAGCGACUGUUUUCACAGGGUCAGGAUGUGUCCAAUAAAGUAAAAGCUUCUAGGAAAUUAAUGGAACUGGAAAAUGAGUUGAACACAAAAUAAGCUUGAAGCACCUUAUCAGACGUAACCGAAGAUCUCGAAAUUGAGGGAUUGAGAUGGGGGGCACGCUACUAAUGAACAGGAAAUGAAUGUUUUCUGAAAGGAGUGACUUUGAUUCCUCUAUAUCUAAGACUGUUAAUUAAGAUUUAGAGAUGUUGCAAUAGCAAGAAAACUGAUUACUUUGCCAGGAGCUUGUGGUUUUUACAAUGAAAGCACUGUAAAAUUUUAAAGAUAUGAAUCACGUGAAGGUAACUUUUUUUUUUUUUCCUUUCUGUUUUGGGGGUUAAGUUCUUGCGCACCAGACCAAGUAGCACUUGUCAAAGAUAAGUUCUGUUUCCUGGUGUUUUACAGACACACUUUUGUUUUAGCUGCUGAGCAGAGAGAGUGAGAAUAGCUUGAACUGCCUAAACUAAACUGUGCACUAGAAAUUAGCAUUUUAGGUUGUUUGAUAAGAAGCCAGUAUCUGGG
Opisthocomus hoazin is the source of this 6446-nucleotide messenger RNA. The record is from RefSeq and is a predicted model, not a curated record. Lineage: Eukaryota; Metazoa; Chordata; Aves; Opisthocomiformes; Opisthocomidae.